UGCAGGUUUCCUGGUCAGUCCGUCUGUUGCUGGAGUCGGAGUCGCGUCUCUGUGGAUAAUCUCAUCGAUCUGUUCUUCUGAUUGCAUCGAUAUGAAGGCGCUAAUAGGGCUGCUGCUGUUGGUCUUUGGUCACGAUGUGUCCUCGGUGAUUCACUCACUGCAGUUUUUCUCCACGGCGUCGUCUGGACUCUCAACCUUCCCAGAGUAUGUGACUGUUCAGAUGUUUGAUGAGGUUCAGGUUGAGUACUAUGACAGCAACACCCAGAGAAUCAUAACCAAACAGGACUGGGUGGACCAGGCCAACAGAGACAAAGACCCAGACUACCUGGAGAGUGAAACUGAAAGGAGAAAGGGUAACCAGCAGGGCUUCAAAGCCAACAUGGGGACUCUGAAGAAGCGCUUUAACCAGACAGGAGGUGCCCACAUUAUUCAGCAGAUGUAUGGUUGUGAGUGGGAUGAUGAGGAUGGUACUACUGAGGGUUAUGAACAGUGGGGUUUUGAUGGAGAGGACUUCCUAGCGUUGGACCUGAAGACCAUGACCUGGGUCGCUCCAGUGCGUCAGGCUCUCACCACCAAACUGAGAUGGGAUCACGAUACAGCUUAUAAUCAAUACUUGAAGAACUACUACACCAAGGAGUGUGUUGAUUGGCUGAAGCAGCUCCUGGCCUACGGGAAGAGCACUCUGCAGAGAACAGAGCGUCCGCGGGUGUCUCUGCUCCGGAGGAGCCCCUCCUCCCCAGUGGUGUGCCAUGCUACAGGCUUCUUCCCUGACAGGGUGGUGGUGUUCUGGAGGAGAGACGGCCAGGAGCUCCAUGAGCAGGUGGACCCCGGGGAGGUCCUCCCCAACCACGACGGGACCUUCCAGGUCAGUGUGGACCUGGACCUCACGGCCGUCCCGCAGGAGGACUGGGGGAGGUACGAGUGUGUGGUCCAGCUGAGAGGCAUCGAGGACAUCUCCACAACCCUGGACCCCGCCCAUAUCAUGACCAACGGGGGGGACAAGAGUCACAUCCUUGCUUUCAUCCUCACUGGUGUUGCUGUUGUUGCUACUGUUGCUGUUGUUGUUGGAGUCUUUCUGUACCGGAAGAGGAACGAUUCAGAAAAGUGUCACAAACCAGUUGAUUCUGACACCAGCUCUGAGAACACUGAGGGGCAGAAACUGGCUCCUGAGUACCAACCUCUGUCCACAGGUCAAAGUUAAAUCAUGAAGAGGCUUCUCACGUUCAGCUUCCUAAACCAGGAUGGAGUGGAUCGCGGUUCAUUUAUAAUCCUUACUAUCAGGCUUGGGACUUCAGUUAACUGCAGGUUCUGCAUUUGCUAAAUUACAAUAUUCAUGCUUAACUUUAUUUUGAUAACAAUCAUCAAUCUGUAAGAAGCGUAAAUCAAUUAGAUCUCUCUAUUUGUGAUAGAUUUGAUUAACUCACUGGCUAAAACCUGCAAUCUUUCACUGACGCUUGGAAACCAUGGCAACACGACCUCGCCAUGAUGGCCAUUUGGAUCCCGCCGCUUCACGUUACAACCUUUUAAUUAUGUUAUAUUGUUUGGUAAUAUUUAAGUUUAAAAUAAUGUUCAAAGAUUCUGAAUCAAGAUUUUGGACAGUGAGAUUCUGUCAAGUUUCAAUACCAUAAUCGAUUAAUUUAAUGUGUUUCAUUAAAAUAUAUUAUUUGAGAGUUCUGCUAGAGCAUUGCAUAGUCUACCAUAAUCGUACUAGGCUGCUUUUGCCUCAAUGCUCUUUGUUGUAUUUUCUGUGUUCUUUUGGGAAUUGGAUAGUAUACUUGGGUUAUUCUGUCAAUAAAAUACAUAAAAAUAGUUUUAGCCUAUAUAUAUUUAAUAUACUUAUCGUUAGGGAAGGUUUACAUACUUUGUUCAGAGGUUAUGUUUAUUAUUAAAGGUUGUUAGGUUAAAGGUAAAUCGUUAAGAUUAAAUUGACAAAUAUAAAUGAAAUUUAAUUAAAAAUACAGAAAUUAAUAAUGCUAAAUUAUUAUCUUAAGUUUGAAAAAAAUUAGAAGCGAUAAGCUACGUAAAUCAACAGUAAAGUAUGUGAUAUGUUCAUGUUCUGCCAUGUUCAUGCGCGUUGCUAGUACGUCACCAACUUGGCAACUCUGUUAUCAAAAUCUGACCCCAGUUGCCGAAAAGAAGUAGAAUAAUAAGAGGGUCUUGAAGUGUUGUCGCGAAAAUGUUUUCCCCAUAAUUCCCACUUCUCCGGGGCUAAGAGGCCUGUCAGAUUAGCUGGGCAAUCUCCAGCCUUCAAUUAUGAGGGAGGGUGAUCGCGGGCGAGUGGAAUUCCCUCACCCCCCCCCCCCCCCCCCGGUCCUGCACUCAACUCAUAUCCACCCAGAACACCUCUAUCUCUCACUCUUCUCCCCCUCUCACUGAGAGCAAGGCGGGAGGGAUACAAUGGCGACACACACUAGGGCUGUCAAAACGAACUUCGCUAUUCGAAUAUAAUUCGAAUUUUUUAAAAAGGAGAACAUUCGAGUGCGGCAACUAACGUUCGAACUUUUUUUUAUUUAUUUUUUAGCAAAUCUUAUUGACAAGUCAAGAAUUACAUUUAACUUUUGCCGAGCAACGACGCAAAUGAAAGUCAACGUCGUGCGUCGUGACGUUCGGCAAUCGGCAUUGUAUGCUUACAAGAUGCUGGGAAGCAGCGCGCGAGCAGACACAGAGAUGGAAAGCAUAACUUUCGGAUUUCCAUCGAGAAACGGGAAGAUUACAUCCAGAGAACCCGUCAUUUGCAAAUUAUGCUGCAAGUCGUUAAAGUACCACUCGACUACGAGCAACAUGAGCGCACACCUCCAUUCAGUGCAUUACUCGGAGUACGCAGAACAGUUAGCGGCUGAGGAAGAGCCACGGUCAAAACAGCCAAGAAUAACAUCGUAAAAUAGCAGUGUGUGUGUGUGUAUUUGAAUGAUUGAACAUCAGCUUCUUCAUUAAACAUCAUUGCUUGAAUAUUUCUGGCGUUAUAUCUUACGUAUUUAUAUAAGUUUUGUAUUGAUUUGGUAAAACUUGUUGCAAAUGUUACAUAACAGAUUUGGUUGACGCGCCCUCUAGUGGACGCGGGACGUAGGCCUAAUAAUAGGAUGGUAUCGGUGUAUAUAAUGAUAUAAUAAAAAAAACAUUAAAAUAUUCGAAUAUUAUUCGAAUAUUCAACAUAAGAAGCAUUAGAAAUUCGAAUAUGAUUUGAGGGGAGGAUUGACAGCCCUAA
Molecule: messenger RNA, 3205 nt
Organism: Gadus chalcogrammus (walleye pollock)
Lineage: Eukaryota; Metazoa; Chordata; Actinopteri; Gadiformes; Gadidae
Product: major histocompatibility complex class I-related gene protein-like
Exons: 8
Coding region: 92-1201 (369 amino acids)
Biological process (GO): immune response
Cellular component (GO): external side of plasma membrane
Source: RefSeq, a predicted model, not a curated record